AUGAGGACAAGGAAACCUCCCUGCCCGGUGGAAAAAGUGUGGGUAGACAAGCACAAAUACGAUGAAGCAGAGAGACUGCAUUACGAAAGAGAAGCGAUGCUAGCUGCCGCAGCCCCUGACGAGUGCCAGGAGGUAGAAGCUGUAAACGGAGUCUGCAAUGAUGACUGUGUCGAAAGUGAUUUCAAGGGAGACCUGAAGAGAGCAAAAAAUGGAAAGAAACAAAGGAAACGGAAGCGUUCUCCAAAACCCAAAACCGUGACCUCCAAGUUAGACUCUGUUCUGACUGGUUUGUUAGCUGACAAUGUGUGGUUUGACAAACCUUUCUAUGAUCACGCCGAGAAUCUGUACAGGAUAAGACUAGCGGCUUGUCAGAACGAGGAGGCACCCGAGACUGCGCAAACUGCUGAGCAGUCCCCUUUAGCGGCCAGGUCAAAAGAUGUCCAAGAUGUUCCUAAGCCAAGGAUGCUUUCAGCAGCCCCGCUGUGCUCCCAUGGUAAUUUGUCUGCGUGUCACCACGUUAUUCAGGGUGUCUGGGUCAACAAGUUUGAUUUUGAUAAGGCUGAGGAAGCGUUUAUUGAAAAAUCUCAGCUCUUUGUUCCUCCAGACGUCUUAACUGUCCCAUCUGUGUUGUCAAGCGCUGGCAAUGUUGGGCUGAAGACGCCGGAUGAGGGCUACGUUACAGCCCUGCCUACUCCUGCUACGCCAAGCUUAGCUCCAGACGUUGUUGCUGAUUCUGCCACUUCCUUCGUUCCCAGUUUACCUGGCUCUGUAGACCAGACGGUAAAUGGUAAGCCGCAGAUUGCAAGUUUGCAGGCUCUCAUGGCAGAGGUGUGGUUAGAGAAACCUCUCUAUGACGAUGCUGAGAAGAGCUUCUACGAAAACAUGUUUGACGGUCAUCCAUCAGGCAAAGUCCGACAGCAGCAACACGGCAGCCCCAAAGAAUCGGAGAACCACGACGAGGACAGGAAGAAUCACGGCGCUGGAAAGCAAACAGGCAUCAAACACAUGGAGGUCACUCCCAACUCUCUGCCUCCCAGUGAUGCUGAGCAACCUCUGCCCACCUGCUUUUUUCUGCACGAGGACAGCGAAACUGUGUGGCUUAAUAAGCCAACAUACGACCGUGCCGAGUCACGGUACUACGCAGCUGAGGCUCUGAAGAUGUCAAGAGCAGGAGAGAGUACAGAGAUGCAGGAAUCCGCAGCAGUAAAACCCUCCCAACCAGCUGUUUAUGCUUCAAACGUACCCACGCCAGAAACAAAAAAAAUGGCAGUCGACUACUUUAAGUAUGAGAAGAUCUGGUUUGAUAAAUACAAGUAUGACGAUGCUGAGAGAAGAUACUACGAGCAGAUGAACGGGCCAGUGGGCAGCUCGUCACACCAGCAGAACGGAGCCAGCACGAUCCUACGCGACAUUGCCAGAGCCAGGGAGAAUAUCCAGAAAUCGCUGGCCGGA
Pterocles gutturalis (yellow-throated sandgrouse) is the source of this 1452-nucleotide messenger RNA. RefSeq lists its product as uncharacterized. The annotation marks the transcript as partial. NCBI's taxonomy places the organism in Eukaryota, Metazoa, Chordata, Aves, Pterocliformes, Pteroclidae. The transcript has 3 exons. The record is from RefSeq and is a predicted model, not a curated record.